UCUGCGUUUUCAGGUCCCCAAAACAUUUUUGUCGUGUAAAUGAAAAGCCAUAUCACAUAAAAUCAAAUUCCAUUUUUAAUUAAAAAUAGUGUUAUGUAAACGGUCCCCAAGAGUCUUUCAAAAAACAAAAAUCAUUAGCAAAACAUACUUUAAUAUAAUUGCAUAAUAACUGGACUACAAGCCAAACUGACCAAUAGAAACACGCUCUUUUUUUACUCUUACUCUUUUACUCUUACAACAUCUUGAGACCCAAAAGCCAAUUAGGAAUUCCUUGUGAUCACAUGACAAGAAGAAGCCAUUUUUUAUUGGUUCAGAGAAACACACUCUCUUUGUGAAAGUAUUCAAAAGGCAAGAAAAUACAGACGUUCCAUCAUCUGCUCAGGACAUAGGAAGUCUUUGUGAAAGUAUUCAAAAGGCAUGAAAAUACAGACGUUCCAUCAUCUGCUCAGGACAUAGGAAGUCUUUCUGUGGUAUCAAAGUGCCUGUACAAUGACUCAACUAUGGACAGUAGAGUCUUUCGGCCUUUGUUUCGAAUCCCUGAAUGACUCAUGUGUAAAAACUGUCUAUUCUCCUGUCAUUCGUGCUCCCCUCUACCUCCUCUUUGUUAUAACCAUCAUUGUGAUUGUAUUCGGCAACCUGUGGGUCAUCUGCACCAUCUCCUGUUUCCAGCAGCUCCACACACCCACCAACUACCUGAUUGUCUCAAUGGCUGUAUCUGACCUGUUCCUGGGCAGCUUUGUCAUGCCCCCCAGUAUGGUGCGCUCUUUGGAGACGUGCUGGUACUUUGGAGACUUCUUCUGCAAAUUUCACUCCGGCACUGAUUUUACGCUGUGUAACGCGUCUGUUUUGCACCUCACGUUCAUCUCAAUUGACCGUUAUUAUGCAGUUUGUCAACCACUGCAAUAUCACAGCAGAAUAACCACACGUGUGAGCGUAGCCAUGAUCCUGGUCAGCUGGUGCUUCUCUGCCUUUUUUGGCUUUGGCAUCAUAUUCUCAGAGUUGAAAAUCGAAGUAAAAAGAACUGAGGAGCUGCAUGUUGCUUGCAAGGGAGGGUGUUUAGCAUUGCAUGGAAGGGAAAUUGGAGUGACAUAUUCGAUUGUGUUUUACUUCCUCCCUAUGUUUAUAAUUGUCAGCAUUUACAGCAGGAUUUUUGUUAUAGCACAGAAACAUGUUCGUGUUAUUAAUAACUACCCUUCAAGCUCAUCAGUUAGUAAAAAGGAUCUGAAAGCCACUAAGACGCUUGCUAUUGUCAUUGGAGUUUUUAUGUCUUGCUGGACACCUUAUUUCAUGUGCAACAUCAUAGAUCCUGUUGUUAACCACACAAUACCAGCACUAUUAUAUGAGGUCCUAAUGUGGGUGGCUUAUUUGAAUGCAGUGUUUAACCCUUUGAUUUAUGCUUUCUUUUACGGUUGGUUCAGAGAAAAAUCCAAACUUCUGUUCAAAAAACUAUAUAAAUUGUGCUAAAGGGCCUAUUAUGAAGUCUAGAAGCAUAUGUUAUCUAAUUUUUUCAUUCUAAAUGCUUUCUUAUUAUUUCAUUAAUGUCAUUUCCAUUGCAUGUAUAGCUUCUGUUUAUUAUAAAAAUGUUUUUGAACCACAAUCAUUAUAAUUAAUAUAAUCAUUAAUAAAUCAUUGUAAUGAACUAUUAUACUUUUAAUAUACAGAAUAUGCAUGCACUUAUUCAGUCACUGAUGCAAAUUCCUACUGCCUUUUUAUAUAAUUUUUUUCUUGAAAAAUCUAAGAUAUUUAAUGCUUCUUGAGCAUCCAACCUGUAUUUGUGUUGAAAUCAAUUGUGACAAGCAAAACAUACAAUACAUAAAAUAAAACAUUCUGUGUGUUUUCAUUCCCUAAAGAUCAGCUGAGGCCUUUUGACUCAUAUAGCCUCCCAAUCCUGUCCUAUUGUUCCUAAUCAUAUGUUGGCUAUAAACCCAUCUGUAGUAUUUGGCACUUUCCCCAUUUUCCUUAACUGCAGAGAAUGUUAUCACUAAAUCUCAAUAAAAAAUAUCACAAUAUUACUUGAUAAUUUGCAUUUAAAAAUUGUUAAUUAAAAACAAAUGGCCCUCUU
Molecule: messenger RNA, 2062 nt
Organism: Megalobrama amblycephala (Wuchang bream)
Lineage: Eukaryota; Metazoa; Chordata; Actinopteri; Cypriniformes; Xenocyprididae
Gene: taar11
Product: trace amine-associated receptor 11
Exons: 2
Coding region: 490-1464 (324 amino acids)
Biological process (GO): G protein-coupled receptor signaling pathway
Cellular component (GO): membrane
Molecular function (GO): trace-amine receptor activity
Source: RefSeq, a predicted model, not a curated record